UAAGCCGAAAAGAAAAUAAAUGAAUGAAUUUAACCACUACAGAGACAUACAUAAGAACCAAUGGUAGAUUCCAGAAUAGGUGUCAGUGGCAAUUCUGCUCUAAGUGGAAAGCAAUAAACGCCUGCACAUUUUUAAAUUUGCAACUACAUCAAGUCUUUACUCCUACAUCAUUGCAAAUUUAUUGUGAGCUUAGUCCUCCACCAUCACUGACAGCUGUUGCCAGAGUGAUACAAAAGUGAAGAGGUUGGAGGAGUGCUGUUUUGUUAUCACUCACUAUUCUCACAGCCAGUUAAAUUUUAGAACCAUUAACCAAAUGUUAAAUUUAAAUGUAUGGAAAAAAUAUUUAUUUUAUUCACACUAUAUUUUGAUUCACUUCAUUUGUUUUAAGCAUUAGACAACAUUCAUCCCACUUUGUUUCUGACUAUAUAAAAAAAGAAUCAUGGAAUUAGUGGUUUUUUAAAAAUGUUUCAGUUCAGUCAGUAAACUAAUUGUGAUGCUGAAAACAUACUGAAUGUGGCCUAUAUAUUAGUUGAAUUCCUUCUAGUACUACAUCGCAUUCGCACAGUUGAUGUUAUAUUAAAAAAGUGUGCCAUGUGUGAAGAAGAAAGGGACUCUAUGUUUGCAGAGCAUCUUUGAAGGGAGGGCUGCGCCUGAAUAAUGAAUAAUGGCUGGGUUUGUGCUCCAGCUGAGUGAAUUAAACAUGAAGCCAACACUAGCAAACUUACAGUUCCGCAGAUCGAGUUUCCAACAGGAUUCCCCAGGUAAGAUGCUCAAGGGGCGUUGAUGUCAUUGCGCGGAAGUGAGCAGGACCACAGUGCUGGGCACAGAUAGCAGUGCCACUGAAGAAGACAAUAGAGAAGGACAACCUGGGAGUCUCAACUGGAAUUCACUACUGAGCUGGAGCAUCAACGGGGUUCAGGAUGUCACAUCAGACGGGGAUUCACGCAACUUCAGACUUAAGAGAGUUCCUCAUAAAGGCCAGAAGAGGAGCUUUCAGAGCACUGAAGAUUGUUAUAAGGAGCGAGCAGCUGGUGUUGGGAGCAUACAGAGAGGUUUCUCAGAGCUGGGAUCAGGACUAUGACGCAUGUGUUUUGCCUAUGCUGGAUGGCCUGGAACCCUGUUAUAUCCUGUACCGGCUCGACUCACACAACCAGCUGGGAUAUGAGUGGCUGUUUAUCUCCUGGUCACCAGACCAGUCUCCAGUGAGGUUAAAGAUGGUUUAUGCUGCCACUCGAGCCACACUGAAGAAAGAGUUUGGGGGAAGCCACAUAAAUGAUGAAGUGUUUGGAACAGUCCAGGAAGACAUCUCUUUUCAAGGUUAUCUACGACACCUGUCUUCUUCCUCCUGCCCAGCUCCCCUCACCACUGCUGAGCAACAGCUUCAUCAGAUCAAAAUCACAGAGGACAAAGUGGCACGGGACGAGCGAAGAAUUGUUCGCCCUGUUGCCACUGUUAGUGGGCAAGGAAAGACAGAGAUCAACGUGGAGAGUAAAAACCCGACUUUGCAGGGUUUAGCAUUCCCAUUGCAGGAGGAGGCUAAACAUGCUUUACAGCAGUUUAAACACAAGCGCAUCAAUUACAUUCAACUAAGGCUAGAUACUGAACGAGAGACUAUUGAACUGGUCCACACUAGUCCAACAGAGACCAAAGAGCUGCCAAGCAGAAUCCCCACUGAUGCCCCGCGAUACCACUUCUUUCUCUACAAGCACGCACAUCAAGGACAGCCUCUGGAAGCUGUAGUUUUCAUCUACUCCAUGCCUGGGUAUAGCUGUAGCAUUAAAGAAAGGAUGCUCUACUCCAGCUGUAAGAAUCGACUGCUGGAUGAGGUCGAAAGAGACUAUCACAUAGAGAUCGCCAAAAAGAUGGAGAUUGAAAGUGGAGACGGGCUGACGGAGGAUUUUCUGUAUGAAGAGGUAUACCCGAAACACCAUGCGCUGAGGCAAGCCUUCAGCAAGCCAAAAGGCCCAACAGGGAAACGAGGGAACAAGCGGCUCAUCAGAGGAGCUGGAGAGAAUGGAGAUGAGAGCUAGACUCAUAGGCCUACAGUAAAAACAAAACAUUUUAAAUGACAUCUAAUACACGUUUCAUUUCACCCUCAUUUCUCUGUAGCCAGUUUCUUGCUUAAGCUGUACCUUUCCUUGUUAUCAUUUUUUAUGUUUGACUUUGAUAAUCUCCUUUCACUCUGAUACAUAUUCUGGCAUGGUUUACAAGGCCACAUAAAGGUGUUGUUUAGGUGAUGAUUUUUAUGUAAUAAUUCCCAAUAAAAUACAUUAAUCUGUCUUAUUAA
Messenger RNA from Danio rerio (zebrafish), 2287 nucleotides. Lineage: Eukaryota; Metazoa; Chordata; Actinopteri; Cypriniformes; Danionidae. The record is from RefSeq and is a predicted model, not a curated record.